This is a messenger RNA of Tachyglossus aculeatus (Australian echidna), 4810 nucleotides long. RefSeq names its product solute carrier family 25 member 51 (gene SLC25A51). Bases 102 to 995 code for a protein of 297 amino acids. Lineage: Eukaryota; Metazoa; Chordata; Mammalia; Monotremata; Tachyglossidae. The transcript is spliced from 2 exons. The record is from RefSeq and is a predicted model, not a curated record.
GGAGAAGGAGGAGGAGGAGGAGGAGGAGAGCGGGCCGCUGCGAUGGGUUUGGCCCCGCUGAAAAAGAAAAUCCCACCCACUUGAAGAAGCUAUUAAGCAAUAUGAUGGAUUCAGAAGCUCAUGAAAAGAGGCGACAAAUCCUGCCGAGUUCAAUGCAAGAUAAACCACAUCACAUUACCAAAGUGAAUUCAUUAAAACAUUACUUUUGUGGCUGCUGUGCAGCUUUCAACAAUAUAGCAAUCACCUACCCCAUUCAGAAGGUCCUCUUUCGGCAGCAGCUCUAUGGACUUAAGACAAGAGAUGCAAUAUGUCAGUUGCAGAAAGAUGGAUUCCGAAACUUGUAUCGUGGAAUCCUGCCCCCGCUAAUACAGAAGACUACAACCCUGGCACUUAUGUUUGGUCUGUAUGAGGAUUUCUCUAGUCUGCUCCUCGGGCACGUAAACGCUCCGGAACUUCUCACUCGCAGUGUGGCCGCUCUGCUCGCUGGAACGACCGAAGCAGUUUUGACGCCGCUGGAACGUGUUCAGACCUUGCUUCAAGACUACAAGCACCACGACAAGUUUACAAACACUUUCCAGGCUUUUAAGGUUCUGCGAAGCUAUGGCAUUCAAGAAUAUUAUCGUGGUUUGAUACCCAUCCUUUGCCGAAACGGACCCAGCAAUGUACUGUUUUUUGGCCUGCGAGGGCCCAUCAAAGAGCGUUUGCCUGAAGCGACUUCUUACGGUGCUCACAUGGUUAAUGAUUUUAUCUGUGGAGGGCUGUUGGGAGCCAUGUUGGGAUUCCUGUUUUUCCCGAUAAAUGUCGUAAAGGCUCGCAUGCAGUCUCAGAUCGGUGGGGAAUUUCGGUCUUUCCCCGAAGUUUUCCAAAAAAUCUGGCUAGAGCGUGACAGGAAACUGACGCAUCUUUUCAGAGGGGCCCAUCUGAAUUAUCAUCGCUCCCUCAUUUCCUGGGGCAUAAUCAAUGCAACUUAUGAAUUCUUGCUAAAGCUUUUGUGAAAAAUGCCAUCCAAGCGUCAGUGCUCAGCCGCAUAAGACCCCUUACAAGAUUUCAGUUAAAUUCUGGGAGCUUGUGGGCUAAAAUGCCAGAGAGUGUUUUGAGUCGAGCUGAGAAGUAGGGAACUGUGAGCAAAGAAACUUUCCAGAGAACAGGUUAAAUUUGGAGUAACGUUGGUAAGGUCAACACCAUCCAUCUUUCUAAUUGUGGUCAUUACCAGUAGGGUCUGUCAGGGUUUCUAAUCAGCUAAAAAAAAUUUUCCUGAAAAUUAUGCUGUUUGGGAAUUUCUCUAUUCAGACUGCCAUGAGCAAAUGGGAAAAGGAUCUUUGAGGCCAGAGGCUUAUCUUGGGGCUUCAGGCUUCCCUCCUUACAGCAAUAAUAGAAAAGGGAAUCCUAUCAGAGUUGAGCGGGACAGAAGCGAAAGAAAAGAAACUGUUUUAUCAGGUUCAAAGUCUCCAGCUAGCUUCUACCUUCGAGGUUUUGAAACCAAAUGAGCAUGGUGAAGUGCAUUGCCCAGAUUGUGUUCCUCCCAUUACCCAAUCAGGCUUUCACCAUCUUAUGCUCGAGAAGCAAUGGAGUUAAGCUGUUGAUAUACGUUCACAAAGUAUUUUGCCACCCGGAACAUUUUAAAACUUGACAUUUUUCUGAACCUUCUGAAGUUCUGGUUUGACUGCCGGAUGAGAACUUUUCUGCUUUACUUUUGAUUUUCUCUUUCUCUUUCUGUCAAAAAGUCCUUAAAUAUAAAUUUUACUUGAAACAUCGGACUUCGUCAAAGAAAGGAGAUUUGAAUCUCUAAUUUAUUAGAUCUGGUCUCCUAAGGUUGCCUAUUAAACUUUCAAAUCUUCUCAAUGCUUAAUCAGCAAAGGAUUUAUAUUUUCCUAGCUGGUUGUCCAACUUGAAAUUCAAUCCAUGUCAAUUUCAUGUCUUUCCCCCCUCCACCCCCCCAUCGCCUCCAUCUGUUUUCCUUCUUGAAUUUCAAUUUCAAAUUGGUCAAUUGUUUUGCAACCCAGUCUUUUUCUAGGCUCGUAACAUGUAAAACCCAGAACACAGUGUUUAGUUUUAAGCCAAUUGUUCCCUUCCUUUGGCUUAGUCACCUAUUGUACAUUACUUCAGAGCCAAUUGUCCAAACUUGUUGAGCCUGAGAAUAACUCAGAUAAAGUUCUAGUUGUGAACAAAACAAGGUGUGCCUUUCUUAGGCAUUUACCUAACCUCAUUCAAUUCUUGAAUCUGCCUUGGGAACUUUUUCUUUUUUUUAACACGCUACCCAAAGUAUCCCCUUUUGGAGAAUUGGUGGUUCCAAUAAUUCAAGAUCACGUAAUCAGAUUUUACCUGAACGUAGUCCAAAGUAAAAAUUUCUCCAGGUAUUUUCACCAUAUGCCAGGGAGCCUAAUUUUGUAUUAGUACCAUUAUAUAAUGUACUAUCAGUCUGAAUUUUAAGAUCUAUGGUCAGACGUUAUUUAAAAUGUAAACUUUAGGGGUUGUUGCCAGACUCAGUUAAUUGGUGACAUGGAUGGAAAAUAUCCAAGGAGUGGAAUCAAAAAUCUCUCUGUUUUUUCUUCCAGGUUAAUUGUUAGAAUGAAAACAACCUUUCUGUCUCCUCUUGAGAGAGAUCAGAAUAUUCAGGAAAGCAUGUUUUGGAAAAUUGGAUUGAUCAGUAAACUCCUCUGUGCGUGUCAAUGACAGGUUGUCUUCAGUUGUUUAACAUGGGACUGUUUGCAUCAAGGAGAGGAUGGCUGGUCCUCUUCCUAUCGGAAUGAUAAUUCUUUUCCAGGUUUUGAGCCCGUAUAUUAUCUCUGUAUGCUUUGCUACUGCUGUAUAUGUAUUAGCACGGAUCAUUGACAAUCAGUUUAUUAAUAAUUGCAUGGGAUUGGUUAACCAGGUGUUUUUGAAAAGAUGUGUACAUCUAAGUGCAGUGUAUCCGAUUAAACAGACAGAUAAACCUUCUGUCACCAACUGAAGGGUAGAUAGAUAGAAUCCCGAACAGCCUUUGCACUAUAAGGCUGCUUUCCGGUAUCAAAGCUUUAAAGGAAAAUGCCAUCCAUUUGUACAGCAUCACACCGAAAGCAAAAAAUGUAUCAUAAAUCGACACGUGAGGAAUAUUACGAACAUCGCGCAGACACAGUAAGCCACUGAAACCUAAGAACGGGAGACUUUAACACUAAGCGUAUUAUACAUUUUAACAUCCUCUUGCUUUCAGAUAGCUGUGUAGAACGGGAAUGAGGCGGCGGUUUUGAACCUUAGCUCUUUCUGGAAACGAAUGAGGAAGACCCACGUUGUUGGGUCAUUUCUGAAAACGUGUCUCUUUGAAAUGGGACUUAACAUGCUCACGUACACGGCACGCGUGAAUAAAUGCAGCACACUGUGAGGGUGGUGCUGUCCCUUGCACACUGGCUCAUGGGAUUACUCCACGUCAGAUUGUCCGGAGCCUGUUUUCCGCACUCCAGGUGAUCCGCAUUCGUGUUCUUCUUAUUGCACUUUGUGAAAUAAAUGAGAUGAGGUUUCUGAGGCGAGUGCUUAGUGUUGUAUGUCUCUUCAGCACUAUAUUAAUAAAAUAUUAAUAGAAGGGACUUCUACUUCCCUGGUUUACGACAGCUUAUGAAGACCAAACUGCCAAUUUAUUAAUGAGGCUGGAUUGGUCUCACCUACUCUACUUCUUAGGCUUGAUAACAGGUUAGGUUAACCCAAACCUACAAGAAUCCUUUAACCAACUACCACGUGCUGGAUUUGAGAGGGUGAUUGUUAUGCAGUAGAUACUCACGGCUGAGGCUGAGUUUUCAACUUACGUAUAAAUCCACCUGGUGUCAAGUUGUGAAAAGAGAAACUGUGAUCAAAUAACUUGGUUUCAAAAGCUUUAAAGUGCCCUUUGUGUUACAACACAGCCUCCCACUUGUAUGUGUUGCUUAGGAUCGAAUGCAAUCGUGUGCUUCCAGAACAAAGUUAUAGUCUCUUUAAUAGGCAUGCUUAGAGGUUGUAUGAGCCCUCAGGUCUGCACAAUGUAGUCAACACAACCUUCCGUAUACUGUUUUCUGUUGUCCUGGCUACUUUUUUUUUACUCCUUUUGUUGACGGUGGGGUGGACAAAACUGGCUUUACUCAAUAUGCAGAUCUUAAUUGGCUGUCUCAUCAUUAGAACUGUCUUGUGAACAGUGUUGUAAAAUAGGGUUCUGUGUAGAUCAGGAUCUGCAGAGAACUCAAGUUCUUGAGCUUGUCAUUUUUUGAAGCAAACUGUAUUCUGUGAUAGCAAAGGAUAGAAGUGAGGGUUAGAGAAGGAGCAGUUGAACGGAAAAUGCUGGGCUUUCUUCAUGGCAAGUCAGUCCGGUUGGAAAAAACACCGAUUCAACAUACGUGAGUGUUUUUGAUGAAGUAAUGGUGUGUGGGGGGUUUUGGUACACAGUGAAGUUUAGGUCGAUGAGAUUUAAGGAAAGGCACUCUAAUUGGAUUUUGUUACUCCAUAAACUAUCCAGCUUCUGCUCAUGUAGAGAAAAGUGAAAUGUAUAUUCAGAACUAUUUUUCCUGAGUUUUAGCAUUCAAAUUUACUUAGGUUUUGCAGGCUAGUAAUGCUUCGGUUGUCUUGAUAGUUACAUUUUUUUUUUUUUUGGCCUGGUUGCUUUGCUCCAAAGUGAGUGCUCUGCAAAGGGUAUGCCAAUUUCCUCAUACGUUGCAUUAUUAAAGGUGAUGAAGCACAAAAAAAAAAGCUGUCUGGAUAACUCUGUUGUGAUUACAUGAUGCAUUUAAGUGAAACUUCUAUUGAAUGUUGCUGUGUUGCUAGAAUACAUGUUUUUGGUAACCUUGGAUGGAAUAAAAACAUUUUUUUUAAA